This is a messenger RNA of Calypte anna (Anna's hummingbird), 894 nucleotides long. RefSeq names its product SRY-box transcription factor 12 (gene SOX12). Gene Ontology annotation, molecular function: RNA polymerase II cis-regulatory region sequence-specific DNA binding; DNA-binding transcription factor activity, RNA polymerase II-specific. Lineage: Eukaryota; Metazoa; Chordata; Aves; Apodiformes; Trochilidae. The record is from RefSeq and is a predicted model, not a curated record. The transcript has a single exon. Bases 1 to 873 code for a protein of 290 amino acids. Gene Ontology annotation, biological process: negative regulation of transcription by RNA polymerase II; anatomical structure morphogenesis; positive regulation of transcription by RNA polymerase II.
AUGGUGCAGCGCAGCCCCCGGGGGCGGGGCGCGGAGGCUCGGCGGGAGCCCUGCGCCCCGUUACCGACCCGCGAUGCGGAACCGGGCUGGUGCAAGACGCCGAGCGGGCACAUCAAGCGGCCGAUGAACGCCUUCAUGGUGUGGUCCCAGCAUGAGCGCCGCAAGAUCAUGGACCAGUGGCCCGACAUGCACAACGCCGAGAUCUCCAAGCGCCUGGGCCGGCGCUGGCAGCUCCUCCACGACUCCGAGAAGAUCCCCUUCGUCAAGGAAGCCGAGCGCCUGCGCCUCAAGCACAUGGCCGACUACCCCGACUACAAGUACCGGCCUCGGAAAAAGGGCAAGGGGGGUGCCGGCGCCACCCGCCCGCGCCUCCCGGUGAAGAUCAAGCCCUCGGUGCUGGGACGCGUCCCCUCCGGCCGCCGGCAGCCCACCAAGCCUCCCAACGCCCCGGAGGAACCCGCGCCGGAGGUGGCCGCCGAGGACUGCGCCGGCACGGCAGCCUGGCACCCGGCACCCCCCGGGGAGCACGGCCCCCCGGAGCCCCCAAGUCCUGCUGCCACCUGCCCUGAGCCGGAGAGGUCCCCCGAGAGCGGGUCCCCCUCUCCCAUGUCAGCCGCAUCCCCUCCCUCCUCUUUCAGCUCCUCCGAUGAGGAGCUGGAGGAAGAGCUGCUGGGGGUCCUGCCCGGCCGAGCUCCCGCCGGUGCUGCCUGCAGCACCCUGGACUGGUCUGGCUUCGACAAGGACCACGACCCCUUCCCGCGGGGCGGCUCCUCACACUUCGAGUUCCCGGACUAUUGCACGCCCGAGGUGACAGAGAUGAUUGCAGGGGACUGGCUCAUGUCCAGCAUCUCGGACUUGGUCUUUACCUACUGAGUCCCACGCUCCACAGGUAAC